CAGCGGACCUGGAGCGUUACCAGGGAGAUGGCGUACAGAGCCAGGAGACGGUGGGAGGCAGCAGCUAACAGGCUAACAGGCUAACAGGCUAGUUAGCGGACAGCUGAACCAGCAGUGGCCGUUAAAUAUUUAAAAUCAUUAGAACCAUUAAAAGUUAAAGCCUGCCGUCUGCCUCGCGCCCCGCAGGCACCGCUUCCGUUCGUCGGCUUUAGCUAACUAGCAUGGUUGCCGCGGCUGACCAGCUAGCACUAGCAGUCGGUGGAUAGAUUAGCACGCUAACCAGUUCCCUGAACUACGGUGUUAAUACAACUGUUGUCCGAAUACAGCUCGAAGUCAUCCGCAGGCUCAGCUCGCUGAUGUAGCCGGUUAGCAAGGAGCGACCGCUGCAGCUUAACACGGGUGGUGUCUUCAGCCGGUAUGGAUGUGAGCUAACAGCUGGACUGGGACGGUCUGACCCGCGUCUGUGGUUCUGAGGACGGAGCCUGAGUGCCGAGCCGAGCCGAAUCGAGCCGCGUGGGUCUCCUGAGGAGCAGCUGGUCCUCCCGGGCCGGAGGACGGCAGACCUCCGAUCAGGCCCAGGCUCCGGCAUGAGAUGACAUCCAGCAGAGCGGAGUCCCGUUAACCCGAGCUACACAGGUGAGCUACACAGGAUGGACGUGUGCAGUAGGAACCCAAACCGCACGGCGCCGGUGGGCGAGGAUGGCCCUCAGCGAGCCGACGUGCCACUCUGCUCGCGGACCAACGGCUGGAGCUGGCCGCCGCACCCCUUCCAGCUGCUGGCCUGGCUGCUCUACAUCUUUUUCGCUGUCACCGGCUUCGGCGUGUUCGUCCCCCUGCUGCCGGCUCACUGGAUCCCUGCAGGCUACAUCUGUACGGGCGUCAUGUUCAUGUGUCACCUCUGUGUGCACGUGCUGGCUGUGUCCAUCGACCCAGCUGACUACAACGUCAGGUCAAAGAGCGACAAAGGUCCGGUCCCGGUGUUCGACCGCUCUAAACAUGCUCACGUCAUCGAGAACUGCCACUGCUACCUGUGCCAGGUGGACGUGGGUCCUAAGUCAAAGCACUGCAGUGCCUGUAACAAAUGUGUUGCCAACUUCGAUCAUCACUGUCGGUGGCUCAACAACUGUGUGGGGAGCAGAAACUACAAGUUGUUCCUCCACAGCGUGAUCUCGGCUCUGUUGGGUGUGUGUCUGGUUCUGGUUGUGGCCUCCUACGUUUUCAUCGAGUUCUUUCUGGACCCGUCCAAACUCCGCACGGACAAACACUUCCUGAUGAUGAAUGAGACGGCGGUGUGGUUGGUCUUCCUGCCUGUCGCUCCUCUCAGCUCAGCAGCAGCAGUGAUUCCUGCUCUGGCUGCGGUCACCAUCGCUCUGGGGCUGCUGUCCUCUGUGCUGCUCUGUCACCUGCUCUGUUUCCACUUCUACCUCAUGUGGAACAGGCUCAGUACGUACGAGUAUAUCGUCCGGCAGCGUCACCGCCACGACAGCAGAGACUCCAAGAAACCAGGAUCAGUGAGGGAGAUGGCUGUUCCAUCAGUCGUCAAGGACAUGAACUAUUCAGGGACUCUGGGUUAUACCAACCCUCAGCUGGACGUGCAGGAACCUACCACUGUGGCAGUGCAGGGGGAGGCAGGGUUCCAGGCUAACGGUAGAGUGAGGACUGUGUCCAGUCCUGUUAUGGAGGAAGAAACCCCACCCACUAUGUCUACAGAGCUAACCCCAGCUGCACACACACACCGACACACUAAGAAAAAGAAAAAGAAGGUCCGAAAAGUUCCAGCAGAGUUGGCCAGGGAGCGCCGCCUGAGUACAGCCCUGCCCCCAGAUCCCAGCAGUGUGUCCACUGUGUCUCUGGGUCAGAGGCUUCCUUUCCCAGCAUUCCCUCUGAGGUCCUCCCUGCCCCCCCUGGCCCCCACUGUCCAGGCAGCAGCCCCUCCGGCUGAGUACCACUCCGACUCUGCAGAGUCUCUGGAAGAGAUCCCGGUCGUGUUGGCCAAACUGGGCUCUUCGUCUUCUGCUGCUGUGGGAGACGCCUCCACGUCUUCACACAGAGUCAUUCCUGCCUUCCCUCCACCCUCCCCCCAGCCCAGGACUAAGAGGAAGGCCUCCUCCUCCCGCACGAAUAAGAGUACUGUGGAGCUGAGGUUUGAAAUGGCCUGCACCCAUCCUCCGACCGUGUUCGUCAGCAGGGCCAGCAGAGAGGCCCCAGAUGGUGACCUCAGUCUGGGCAGGAGGCUGACCAGCUCUACGCCCGGGUCCAGACCAGCAUCUCGGGCGUCACUGGGCUCAGGUGUAGCCUCCUGGAAGGAGGUGUAACCUUAGCAGACUCCUGUUAUCUUCUGCAAUCACCUGCACAACAGUUAUUUUAUUGAACUUUUAGUUAUUUUGUAUCUGUGAUAAUUUAUUGGUUUUGAAGAUGACUUUUUAAUUUAAAUGCCAAAGGUGAGCGUCCGUCUGUCUCCUUCCACCUGAAUGAAUUUGGACCUGCGGACUUCAAUGAAAGUCUUCAGUGUUUGUGUCUCUGCUGGUGUUCCUGUGGAGACACUCCCAGUUGUUUUUAUGUUUCCCAGUUGACAUGUCCUCUUCUGUGUCCUGCUUGUCUCCAUGGUAACUUGGGGCCAGAGGGAUGUAGUGCUGACAUCACUUCCUUUCUCUUCCGUUACCUCACAUCUCUGCAGCAGCAGUAACCUUGAAUAUGCUGCUAAAUCACAGUCAUGCUAAAGCUAAUGCUAACGCUCAGCAUACAGGUUCUGUUCUGUCACUGUCUAACAUCUGUGGACCUCAAAGGACCAAUACUCCAUACAUACCAUAAUAAUUAAUCCGAUCGUUAAUAUUAAAUCCAUAAAACAUACAUAAAUGAUCAUGUGAUUAUUAAACCACUUAAUAAAAAAGAUAAUUUAUGUAAACUUAAAAUUUGAUGUAAUCAUUAAACUUGUUUAUUGUUAUUUAUUGAUGUUUUUUAUUUUUAAUAAAGUUCCACUUUUGUCAAUUUCACUUUCAA
This is a messenger RNA of Acanthopagrus latus (yellowfin seabream), 3000 nucleotides long. RefSeq names its product zinc finger DHHC-type containing 1 (gene zdhhc1). Bases 651 to 2315 code for a protein of 554 amino acids. The record is from RefSeq and is a predicted model, not a curated record. NCBI's taxonomy places the organism in Eukaryota, Metazoa, Chordata, Actinopteri, Spariformes, Sparidae. The transcript is spliced from 11 exons. Gene Ontology annotation, cellular component: endoplasmic reticulum; Golgi apparatus. Gene Ontology annotation, biological process: peptidyl-L-cysteine S-palmitoylation; protein targeting to membrane. Gene Ontology annotation, molecular function: protein-cysteine S-palmitoyltransferase activity.